AUGUGUUCUGGUGGAGAAAGAAAACAAUGGAGUUGUGGAAACGCGGGAGUAGUGAGUUUGCAAAAAGUUGGAUCUUUGGUUCGAGAUUUGAGCGAGCCUUGUCUUUCACAGUCACCGAUACAGGUUGUUAUAACUAUAGGCAAAAUGCUUAAGCCAGAGAAGUGGCAGGCGUCUUUUGAUAGCGACGGAAGAGUUAAUGGUUUCCAAAAGGCGCUCAAGUUAAUUAUUUUGGGGGGAAUCGAUCCGUCUAUUAGAGCUGAAGUUUGGGAGUUUCUUCUUGGAUGUUAUGCAUUGAGCAGCACCUCUGAGCACCGUAAGCAACUCAGGGUAGCUCGAAGGAAGCGGUACAAUGAAUUGCUCAAGCAAUGCCAGACGAUGCAUUCAAGCGUGGGAACAGGUUCACUUGCUUAUGUUGUGGGGUCUAAGGUCAUGGAUAUGAGGAAAUCAUAUAGAGAUGAGUCGGCAAAAGCUGCUACUACAGAUGAAAACGGAGAAGAAGCUUGUACAGAUGAUAAUGCUAAUACUGAAAAUCAUCACAGUGAUUGUAGUAAUAACGGUACUGAUACAUCUCAUGCACACAGAAGGGGGAGUUCUAGUGAGUCUGUUGAUUUAGUAAGCGGAAGAGAGAGUCCGGAGAGCGUAGUGUACAACACUUCCUCUUUUGUAUCUGCUUCUAGUCCAUGUCCAUAUGGCUAUGCUUCCCCUGACGGUUAUUUCGACUUUCCCUCGCUGCCGGUUACGGAUUUGUUUGGGAGGAAUAGUUUAGAUCAGAUAGAGGUUUCUACGCCAGAUAAGGAAGCUUCAUUGCGGAGUGAGUUGAGAUCUGACGAGGAGGGAAUGCACAACUUUCGAGUUGAUAAGAAUGCUGAGUUAGUUAGAGAGCAACAUAGGUCCGCUUCCGAGAUUGAAGUGAUGCAUCCGGAUUCUGUUGGACCGUCGUCUUCUUCCGGCCAUAAUGCAGAGAUAGUUAGUGGCUUGAGAAUAUCAGAUGUCCCUGAAAUGGCAUCAGUGAAGGAGACUUCCUCUCGUGUUGGGAAGGUCACAGAAGAACGAGUGUCUGAAUGGCUUUGGACAUUGCAUCGAAUAGUCGUUGAUGUGGUAAGGACGGAUAGCCACCUUGAGUUCUACGAGGAUCCAGGAAAUCUAGGAAGAAUGUCGGAUAUCCUUGCGGUUUAUGCUUGGGUUGAUCCUGCAACUGGUUAUUGCCAAGGAAUGAGUGAUUUAGUCUCUCCCUUCGUGGUUCUGUUUGAAGAUAAUGCUGAUGCCUUUUGGUGCUUUGAAAUGCUAAUAAGAAGAACGCGUGCGAAUUUCCAAAUGGAGGGACCAACUGGGGUGAUGGAUCAGUUGCAAUCACUGUGGCACAUAUUGCAACUCACAGAUAAAGAUAUCUUUUCUCACUUAUCACGUAUUGGUGCUGAAAGUCUUCAUUUUGCCUUCCGGAUGCUUUUAGUUCUGUUCCGGAGGGAAUUGUCUUUUAAUGAAGCUCUCAGGAUGUGGGAGAUGAUGUGGGCAGCUGAUUUUGAUGAAUCUGUUGCUGAAACUUUGGAGAAUGAUUGCUUGGAGCCUCUGGUGAUUCAGCUUCCAAGGAAACCUGAAGCUGAGGUCAAAGAAGAAACGAUAGAUAAUGGAAAUGGUAAUAGUGCAAAGAGGGAGCCAACAACUACCAAGAGCGGGCCGAUUGCAAAGAGCAGCGGUUUGUUGUCGAGGAGCGGUUUGCUGCCGAAGAGUGGUCCGUUGCCAAAGACAGGUGGUCCAUUCUCUGAUGAGAGUGGGAUGAAGUCGUCGUCACCAACCUCCUCCACAUAUCACUUCUGUGGUUUGACAAGAAGUCUUUGGUCAAGGAAUGAAAGAACAACACAUGUCCCUUGUGUUGUAGUGUCAUCGAUCAAGAAAGGGGAUGAUGCUCUUCCUGUCUUUUGCGUGGCGGCAAUUUUAAUCAUGAAUCGGCAUAAGAUCAUUAAAGAAACUCGCUCGAUCGAUGAUAUGAUACAGAUCUUCAAUGAUAAGGUUCUUGUGUUUCGGGUGAGAAGAUGCAUACGUACAGCCAUGAAACUUCGUAGGAAAUACAUGUACAAGAGUCAGGUAAUCAAGACCAAGAGCAACACUCAGGUUCAAAUCCAGCAUCAAACCCAUAUGGAGAGCCAGAAGUCGGAGGAGACUCAAAGCCAUGCUGAGAAACAGAGCCAAACACCAAGUGUACAUCAUAGUCCUGCUACUCAGAAUGGUGACUAG
Microthlaspi erraticum is the source of this 2232-nucleotide messenger RNA. NCBI's taxonomy places the organism in Eukaryota, Viridiplantae, Streptophyta, Magnoliopsida, Brassicales, Brassicaceae. The record is from the annotation of a GenBank genome assembly.